GGCGCGAUCUAUGGGUGAUGGUGGUAUCAGCGUCACCGUACGAGCACAUGCUUGGCAAGCCCGACGUCAAGUACGUCGCUAACAUCCACGGCAACGAAGCCGUCGGUCGGGAACUGCUACUACACCUCAUUCAGCACUUGGUCACCUCCUACGACAGCGACCCCUACAUCAAAUGGUUAUUAGACAACACCAGGAUCCAUCUGAUGCCGUCCAUGAACCCCGACGGUUUCGCCAUCUCUAAAGAGGGACAAUGCGACACCAUUCACGGCAGACACAACGCCCGUCGGUACGACCUGAACCGCAACUUCCCAGAUUACUUCAAGGCCAACACGAAGCAGCCGCAACCCGAGACGGAGGCGGUCAAGGAAUGGAUCUCCAAGAUCCAGUUCACGCUGUCGGGGUCGCUGCAUGGCGGCGCCCUCGUCGCCUCUUACCCGUUCGACAACACGCCUAGUGCCAGACUAUGCAGAUCUUCAGUCCUGUGCUCAGUUUUCCAAAGCUACGCGCACUCCCCCUCGAUCGCCCCGGACGACGACGUGUUCCGCCACUUGUCGCUGGUGUACUCCAACAACCACGCCAAGAUGUCGCGAGGUGUCUCCUGCAAGUCGGGCUCGCCGCGCUUCGAGCACGGGAUCACUAACGGUGCCGCAUGGUACCCCCUUACAGGUGGAAUGCAGGACUACAACUAUUUGUGGCACGGGUGCAUGGAAAUCACAUUGGAAAUCUCCUGCUGCAAGUAUCCCCCGGCGCACGAGUUACCCAAGUAUUGGCAGGAUAACAAAGAGUCAAUGAUCAAGUACCUAGCCGAGGCGCACCGCGGCGCGCACGGGUUCGUGAUGGACGAGAACGGCAACCCGGUGGAGCGCGCGUCCGUGCGCGUCAAGACACGCGACGUCGCCUACCACACCACACGCUACGGCGAGUUCUGGCGCAUUCUGCUGCCCGGCACCUACCGCCUCGAGGUUACUGCCGAAGGCUACUUGCCACAAGAAGUAGAAUUCAUCGUUAUCGAUAGCCACCCCACUCUACUUAACGUCACUUUACAUUCGGCUAAGCGCAUCGAUGGCGGGCCGUACUACCGGCCGCUGGUGCCGACGCGGCCGCACGCGCCGCCGCCGCCGCCUGGCAUCUUCGCCUCGCUAUCUAAUUCUUUCAACAGCUUCGUGUCUAAUAUCUUUGGCUGAGCGGACAAACUCAACCUGAACGCGCAGACAGAACCCGGUUACACAUUUGGCUAGGUAGUGGUUUAGUUCACACUGUUGGCAGACUUAUAAAGCCCUAUAAUCUAUCAGUAUUUUCAAAUAGGGUUCAAAGAACAUAGUUUUACACCGUUGGGAACGAAUCUCUUUGUAGUUUGAUCAAUUCUAUUUUCUUCAGACUACUUGGUUAUUAAGUUUGUUACUCAUUGCUCAUAAUUAUUAGCAAACAUUGUUUUUUUAUGACAACUAUUAUGUAGUAGCCUGCCGACUAGUUUUUAGACUAUUUUGGCAAUAUAAUUAAAAUCUAAAUAAAGAUGGUCUCAUAAUACUAAAUGCUUCUUUAUCGAGAAUUCAGAUUUCAAAGAGAAAGUUUGAAACAGCGUAGCAUUAUUAUUGUAAAUAUAGGUUAAUUUAUUAUAGUAAUUUAGUUAAAGUGUUAAGUUUAAUUUAUUUUAUUAUUUACAUGACAAAAUAAAAUAAUAAAGCCAACAAA
Messenger RNA from Cydia fagiglandana, 1692 nucleotides. Its product is annotated as carboxypeptidase M-like. Gene Ontology annotation, biological process: peptide metabolic process; protein processing. The record is from RefSeq and is a predicted model, not a curated record. Gene Ontology annotation, molecular function: zinc ion binding; metallocarboxypeptidase activity. The transcript has 9 exons. Lineage: Eukaryota; Metazoa; Arthropoda; Insecta; Lepidoptera; Tortricidae. The coding region runs from base 18 to 1184 and encodes 388 amino acids.